GUUUGAUACAGCUUCUCCCUUUGUUGUUGUUCUUGUAUCAUCUGAUUGUACUGGCAUUUCCAUUCCAUUUGGCGUAUUUGGUGCAGCUUCUAUCUGUCGGACGUCUUCAGCCAAUAUUUCAGUUAACUUGAAGAUUUCAGUUCAGUCCAAGUUGGCAUUUUCACCGGUACAGUUUGAAUAGCUCGCGCGCAUACGCUGCCCAAAAACGUUUCGACUCGUGCGUUGGUUAUUAAAAACGGUUUAGGUGUGCCUGACCGAUUUAUGUAACCAAUUUACGAAAAAAAAACAUACGAAUUUUUAUCUUCACAAAAUAGCGAGGCAAAUACUUCCAUCUUGAAUGACUAAACUUGUGUGUGUGUGAACGUUGCAUCAAUUGCUUCUAUAAGAAUUGAAAAAAACACCGAAAAGGAAAGUCAAGGAUCAAGCGAUUAAUCAGCGUGUGGCCAAUUAGAGUGGAGUAGCGCAGUGAUAGAGCAGAAAUGAGGAAACCCAAAAUGUUUGCUUUACCGUUUUGGCUGCUGUCACUGGCGUUGGUAUGCGCCUGCAAAGCGCAGGGUGCCUUCGAAGAUGCUGAAACAUCGAAUGAUUAUAUGAGCGGCAAUACACAACAACAAUUCGAUCUGCGUCACACAAUACCAGGCGAGCCUGAAGUCGAUUAUCCCAUCUACAGCGAGGUGCCAAGUACGAGUUUUGAGUGCACAGGAAAGCAUGAAGGAUACUACGCAGACAUGGAGACCCGCUGUCAGGUGUUCCGCAUUUGUACUCACACCGCACGCAGUAUACAUGGCUUCGGCUUCCUAUGUCCCAACGGCACACUCUUCAGUCAGAAAAAUUUCGUUUGCGACUGGUAUCGAAACGUCAAUUGCGAUGAAUCCGAACAAUACUUUAGCAAAAAUAGUGCGAAUCGAAUCGGCAGCAGUUCUGAUAUGUUGGAGAGGGUACGUCAAAUGAUGGAAUAUCCCAUGAAAACGAUAUCACAAGCACUUCAACAACGGCCAGUCGUGCUACAAACAUCGCAUCAUACGCUCAAGAAACAACUAGAGUUGGCGGAGAGUGGACUGGAUGUUAGCGAGAGUGAUGCAGUGCAGGAAUCUAGACGCGAUAGCAGUCAAGGCGCAUAUUUAGCGCGCAAGCAGCCAGUUACACGCGCGCCUGUCGAGUCUGUCUCACAGAACUACAACGAAAAUCAGCAAACACAGUUGGGGGAUGUUGUAACUCAACAACGUAAAAGAUUGCAGCAGCAACGGCAACAGCAACGCAACGAAACAAAGAAUCAAAACAGCAAUAGUGCUGAGCUGGUACGCAGCAAGACGCAAGCGAAGCAGAUAACGCAGGUGACUCAAGUGAAGAGCGCCUCAAAGCCGGAAGGCGAUGAUGUGUACGUGAAUAGUUUGGGUGAAUUGUCCUCUGAUCCGGGUGUGAGUUUCAUGCAUGACACAGCACAUAUCAUAGCGGAGGCACCGAGUGACGCCAGGAGUUAUCAAAAGCAGCAGAAUUUCGCCGAAAAAGUAAAUGUUGCUUUAAAUGAUCUCUCCGAAUUGCCUGCUGAUGAAGUUAUUGCACCGGACUAUGUUAAGAGCUUGCGGCAACCCAACGAAGAUCUCGUUUUGGCAGCCAACAUAAAUAACUUGCUUGAGGAAGUCGCUGAUGAUUUGGAUCCUAGCAUUUCUGGUUAUCAAGUGCCAGCGCCGUCGAAGAACAAAAGCUCGUUCAGGUUUCUAAGUCGCGGUUUCUCGUCGCAAAGUGACCGCGCUAAACGACCACCAUAUGAGUAUGCGAAGCCGAAACAGACGGCAAGUACGAUACGAUUUACGCCGAAUGAGCUGCCAAUCGAUGAUACCUACAAAGAUACGAAGGAGUUCAUAGCUCAAAAAUCAAAUGCAAACAAUUCAAGCGGUACCGUUUAUGAGAGUUCUGAUGAGACUAUACAAUUCACCUUCAUGACAACCACUCCUACACCCAUCGAGCCGGCCGAAAUACGAGUAGAAAACGAAGCAGCUGCCAAACUUGAUGCUGAUAUGGCGGCUGAAAUAAUUGAAGCAGGUCAAGGUUUUAGUAGUGCAAAUGAUUAUGGGACAACUGAAAAUCCUACAGCUACCACAACGGCAUCAUCGAAUGUGAAUCCAGAGAGAUAUUAUUUAAAUUCUGUUGGCACUGUUCCGCUCAAUUUGGAUUUCGGCUUCCUUAGUCCACCAGAGCCAGAGACUGCGAGCGAUGUGGAGGCUUCAACUGCUGAUGAACCCACUCUAUUUGAGUUCAAAGAUUUUGAUAAAGUCACCAGUCCAACGACAGAAGAUUCAGAGCUUAUGCUGCACCUUACACAACCGACAAAGGAAACUGACACAACCACAGAGAACUCAAUAGUCGAGCAAAAUGAAGAAAACACUACCGCGGUUGACGUAGAGUCUAUUCUUGUGCAGAAAAUACUUCUUCCACCUCCGAAACCGGCAACAGAACAUAGCAGCACUACUGCAAUACCCUCGGAAGAGUAUGCGGAUAUAAAAACUUAUCCACCGAUAUUGGAUGAAGAAAAGUUGGAUGUGGAAAAUCAGGCUGCAAAGCUGUUGUUAGCUGGUGUGAAGUUAACCAAACACGAUAGCAGCAACGUAGAAGAGACUGCUCAACGAGCGAAUGGCUCAUAUAGCGCUGUACUGGACCCAACCUUUGGCGAUGGAGGAGCGCUUUUCAUAUACGUCGAUGAUGAAACGGUCAGUGCGUAUGCUAACGCAACCGACGCCGAUGCACAGCAAGCGCUAAGCAGCACAACGACUACAACGACAACAACCACAACCACAACCACCGCACAGCCUUUGACCAGCACCACCGUCUUGGCGAGCAUGAGCGAGGGCGGUAGUUUUCAGGAGCGCAUACGCAAUUAUCGUCGUUUUGCUAACAAGCAGCGUGCAACCGCCAAACCAAUAGUUUAUGAGAAGCGCGCAAAGUUAACAACAACAGAAACAACAAAAUCGCCCAGCACUAGCGCCACAACAACGCGUAGUUAUUUGAAGCGCGUGGCAGCCAGCCGAUUGCGCUUGUCGCGACUCGGCGCGGCAAAUAAUCGCACUGCUGCCACAACAACAACAACAACAGUUGCGCCUGUUGGUGAUGAUGACAAUAGCAAUGACGACAAUGAUAUUGAAACAUCGGAAACGAGCAGAAAUAUCUCAGUGCGUAACAUCGACAAAGAAUUGGGAGGCGGCGGUAAGCGUUAUGACGCGCGCGGUAAUUCUUACGACAGGGAUAGCGCACGCAAGCGCGGCACUACUACCACCAGCACGACUGGCGGUCCGACUGUGGCGGACGACAGCAGCAAUGGUGCGCCAACUAGGGGGAGUGCACGUAAUAGUGUAAGACGCUUUCAAGUAAACCGCAAAGCUAGCACUGAGCCAACUACCAUCGCCGAUAACCAGCGCGCAGUGAGCAAACCAACGCGCAGCGUCGGGAAACGCAUACGAAAUCGUUUUUCGAAUUUCAAAACGCAGACUAGUGCUACUAAUGCGGUAACAACAAAGAGCGAAACGAGUACAAGUACGACAACAUCCACUGCAGCGCCGACAACGCUGCCUGAGCAAUCAGCACCGAUCGGCCGCGACGCUAACUCACCAAAUCGAAUGCCAAAUCUUGAUCAUUUGCUAAAAUCUAUAACUUCCUCUGUUUCCUACUCCACUUCAUCAACUAAAAAUCAACCACACGCCGAUUCACUAAACGCGCCGCCUACGUCGGUCACUUACUCCAUGUCCUCAUCCUCUACUUCAUCUUCAUCUUCUGCGCCUAAUGCCGCAUCCUCUUUCUCCGACUCUCCCUCACUGUCUUCCUCCUCUUCCACUGUCACCACUCAAGAUGACUCUACAACUUUUCUCGACUUUGACAAGCUAACACGCGCCAUUGUUGAUGAUUCCGUUUUACAGAAUUUCCGCAGUCAACAACAAUCUAGUGGACCUUCCACCGCAGUCGCCUACCAGACUGCACCGAGCGCCGCUAUGUCGCGCUCACUUUCGGUGGACAGUGAUGUGCGUGCCAUUGGUAACUCGGUAACGCAGAGUUAUAAUAAGCCACCGCCGCAAGCUCCCGCCCAGCUAACGCCACCGCAGCGUACACAACAAUUGUCACAGAUAAAAAACGCGCAUGUGCCCACUUCGCCAACGCCGCGCAUUGUAAUCGCGCGCGCGGAAGGUCAACGCAUCGCACCGAAUUCAGUGUCUUCUAUUAUUUCGUCGCUGGUGAUGCAGCCGACAAUCAAGCCAACAACGAAUACGGCUUAUGUGGCGCUUGAUGAUUUCCUCACGAAGAAAUUCGGACAAACCACUACGAGUUAUACGAAAACGAAUACAGCAACAAAACUAACAACAAGCGAGCGCAAUCGGCACCAAAUAGUGCAGCCACCGCAGCAACAAUACAACCAAAAAUUGCAAUCCAACUUCCAAGCUGUCGCAGCGACGGCAACAACGAAUCCUGCACAAUCACAGAUACAACAACAACAAAAGUUACCAGCACAAAAACAGCAAUUUAGUCAGCACUUUAGUCAGCAAUUUCAGCAAACUCAGCAGCAACAAAAACAACUGCAACAGUUAGCGCAGCAGCAACAACUAGAACAAUUACAACAAUUGCAGCAACAGCAGCAGAAACAGCAGUAUGCGCAGCAGCAGUUGAAGGAACAGCAAUAUUUCCAACAGUUCUCGAUAAAUGCGCGACCACAAGUGCAACAGCAGCAACAACAACAAGCGCCUAAGUCGAUACAGCAACAAUUUGGUGGAAAUUCAAUUUAUACAGCGCCACAGCAGCAACAGCAGCUGGCGUUGCAGCAGCAAAAGUCGACAUCGUGGCAUCAUCAACAACAACAGCAGCAAGUGUCGCAGCACAAGCAAAGUCAGCAAUAUGCACAAGAAGAACAAACACAAUCACAACAACAAUAUCAGCCCCAAAAGUCGACAUCCACGCAAUUCUAUUAUCCUCAACAACAGCAGCAACAACAAACAUCACCUUUUACAAGCAACUUCUUCAGCAUCUUCAAUCAGCGGCAACAACCACAACUGCCACAAUUCCCUCCACUUGGCAAUACAGCUGCUAGAGCCACUUUUGAGAGUCCAACUCCAUCACAACAACAAUUUUCCAGCGCCAUUCUCAGCAAUAGUAUUGUGCCACCCGAACACGAUAAACAUGUGAAUAUUCAAUUGCCCGCGCUCACCGUCGGUCUCAUACCGGCGCCGACCGCGCUAACGCUAACCGCUCAACGACGCAUGGAUGUGGGCGCGGCUGCGGAUGUUGGUAGCUCUAGCGCGUCUAAAGAAGCGCUCGGCGACGACGGUGGUGCCUACACCGGCGUCAGUUCUUACGAUGUGCCACUGAGCAGCAUUGGCCGUCUGCCGAACGAUAUAACACAUCUGCUGAGACGAUUGCGCAAAGUCAAAUGA
Rhagoletis zephyria (snowberry fruit fly) is the source of this 5411-nucleotide messenger RNA. Its product is annotated as mucin-5AC. The record is from RefSeq and is a predicted model, not a curated record. NCBI's taxonomy places the organism in Eukaryota, Metazoa, Arthropoda, Insecta, Diptera, Tephritidae. Gene Ontology annotation, cellular component: extracellular region. Gene Ontology annotation, molecular function: chitin binding.